AUGGUUGGAUUUUUUGAAAAGCUCGGGAUUAAGAGGAAACGAUUAAAUUUAAUUGUUUGUGGAUUGGAAGGAUCUGGAAAGAGUACAUUAGUGAAUCAUUUAAAGUCGACAUCGGAACAGAAGGAAAAUAUAAUACCCACAGCUGGUUACAGCCUGGAGGAAUUUAGUAGGAAUGGGUUUUUAUGUAGAUUAUUUGAUUUGAGUGGAGCUGGAAAGUACAGAUCAAUGUGGAAGUACUUUUUCGAAAAUUUAGAAGGAAUAAUGUUUGUGGUGGAUAUUACGGAUACAAAGAGGUUGUGUGUAGCGAGGGAUGAACUGCAUGAUUUACUUUCGAAUAAAGCACUGCAUGGAGUGCCAAUACUAGUCUGUGCAAACAAGAUUGAUGUCGAACAAAAGAAAGUAUCCCUUGCACAGAUACACAACAUUUUAAGCUUGGAAGGAAGCAAUAGAGAAUGGAAAAUCGAAGGAACCUCAGGUAAAGAAGGAACAGGAAUAGAAGAAUCAUUCAGAUGGUUAAUUAAUUCAGCAGCAACUUUUGUAAGAGCAAAGAAAGAAGCUGAAAGGCAGAUCAUUGUUUCUAAUCAGCAAGUUCAAAAAUCCGAUGGCUUAAAUUAA
Naegleria gruberi is the source of this 615-nucleotide messenger RNA. Its product is annotated as ARF/SAR family small GTPase. Bases 1 to 615 code for a protein of 204 amino acids. The transcript has 4 exons. Gene Ontology annotation, biological process: protein localization to cilium; cilium assembly; vesicle-mediated transport. The record is from RefSeq and is a predicted model, not a curated record. Gene Ontology annotation, molecular function: GTP binding; GTPase activity. Lineage: Eukaryota; Heterolobosea; Eutetramitea; Acrasida; Naegleriidae. Gene Ontology annotation, cellular component: axoneme; cytoplasm.